This is a messenger RNA of Penicillium chermesinum, 570 nucleotides long. RefSeq lists its product as uncharacterized. Bases 1 to 570 code for a protein of 189 amino acids. The transcript has a single exon. Lineage: Eukaryota; Fungi; Ascomycota; Eurotiomycetes; Eurotiales; Aspergillaceae. The record is from RefSeq and is a predicted model, not a curated record.
AUGGCUUUCACCCUACCAAGUGCCGUCACAUCUCCUGAAGGUGUAUACACUGCAAUCAUUCUUUUCAUCGCAUCAGUUUAUUUGAUGUAUCACUUUAUCAUAGUCAUCAUACACUUUCUAUCGUCCUGCUCAUUCUUCUCUAAUCGAAUCCGACCCUAUAUCUUGAGCCAGAUUAUAUAUGCUCGGUUCAAUAAUCAUUUCCUCGGUGUUCACAGCGUAUCUCGGUCUCACGUUGUGCUUGGGACUGCUUACUUCCUGGGUACGGGUAUAUGUAAUGUUAUAAGCGUCAACACGCUAGCUAAGGCAAGCUCGAGAGCCGCUCAUUUGUCUCUGGUCAACCUGGCACCUAUGUUCAUUGCCGGUAGCUACGAGUUUGGAGCUCGGCUCCUAGGCAUCUCACUGCAUGCCUAUCGCUCCGUUCAUCGGAUAUUCGGAUAUGUAGCCUUUAUAGAGGCUGUCGUGCAUGUGGUUAUCAUGGGGUGUACACGAAAAAUAUCAUGGUCCGACCAUUCCGACUUCUACGGUUUGCUGGUCUGUUUGAAAGAUUUAUCUUUCCUGAAUCAUUUCUAA